AUGGUUCUUUCCAAUGGGUCAACAACUUCAGGAGUCUCCCAAGCUGCUGGUUUGGACGAUUCAGAUGAGUACGCUUGCCCAAUAUGUGAAGAAGAGGUAAAAGGUCUUGUGAAUUUGAAUUCGCAUUUGGAUGAUGUUCAUCAACUGGGGAUGAAGAAAGCCGAAGACAGAGAAGGAAGGCCUAGUAAAUUACCCAACGGGACCAAGAAACAUGCUAAAAUUGAUAGACACCUUCGUCGACAGAUCGAUAUGAAGAAGGAUCAUUGGAUAAGACCGAUUAAGGGUUCGAGCAGAUGUGAAUUCUGUCAUCAGAUUUUGAAUCAAGAAAAUGGGAUUAUCAACUGUCGAAAAUGUGGGCUGCUGUUCUGCAGAGCACAUUGUAAACAGCCUGUGAAACUUGACCGAAUGGCCCAUUACGAUCCUAUUCGUGGGGAACCAUGUAAAUGCUGUCUCAAGUGCCUCGAAAACCGGCCCGGUUACAAUGAAUUUGGGUUUAUCCGUGACAGAACAGCUGUCUUUUCGAAGGCCAGGAAGUCUAAUAAUGAGGAUCGAGAUUUGCGUGAGUUACAACUGGAACAUAGGUUUAUUAGACUGGUUAAUGGUAUCGUUUAUGUUUAUCGAGUCUUUGAAGGAACUUUCAUGGCUUCUUUACGCAUCAGUGCGGAAAUUAGCAAGUUGGAAAAAAGCAUAGUGCCGUGGGAACGUGAUGAAUUUGCAAUUCGAUGUUACAUUUGCGAAACUGCUUUCGCGAUCACAGUUCGCAAACAUCAUUGCAGGCUUUGCGGGAAAGUUGUGUGCGAUAACGAAAUCAACAAUUGCUCGAACCUGCUGCCGCUCAAAAAUUUGAUCAAUGCCGCUGCGGACUUGCCUCUGAAAAUAACCGCACAAACAGGUGCAGAUGUUCUAGAUAUCGAGAUAAGGAUUUGUGCUGUGUGCCUACAGUCAUUGUUUAAGAAACGGAAAUUCCUGAAAGAGCGAGUAACCCCGCUUUCUGCUUUACUUCAAAAGUAUGAAAGUCUUCAUGAUAUUUCUAGGGUCAUUAUGGGUAUUUUACCGAAUGUUGAGAGGGUGCUCGAUCGCGCAGGCGGCAUUGAUGCGACCCCAGACGAAAUUUCUCAACUUUCCAAGUUGCGGCGAAAGUUGCUAGACUCCUUUUCAAUGUACGACUUCAUGACAAAACAAAUACUUCAAAUGCAAGCUUCUAAUGCCUCUGAAGCCAGAAUAAUAGCCUCUAUCAAGUUAAGUUCUGCCACUUUCAUUCAAGAUAAAAUGCUUCCAUUGAAAAGCAUUUCUUCUGUUAUAUCUUCCAAGCUGAACACACAAGAACGUACCUCACCACAAGCCUCAGAGCAGCUCAAAUUUGACAAUGAUCUUACCAUAAAGGAAGUUAAGUCCUGUCGAACGCAGUUGAUGGUUUUAAAAGAGCAGAGAUUCCUAGUUCAAGAAAUGAUAGAGGACGCUACAAAGCGGCGCAAGCUUGACGAAGCUUCUACCCUUACGAGCAAUGUCAAUGAGAUCGACGUCCAAAUUGAGGAAUUGACCAAGAAACUGGGUCAACAAGGCUUCAAAUGA
Molecule: messenger RNA, 1572 nt
Organism: Lachancea mirantina
Lineage: Eukaryota; Fungi; Ascomycota; Saccharomycetes; Saccharomycetales; Saccharomycetaceae
Source: the annotation of a GenBank genome assembly